Micromonas commoda is the source of this 1114-nucleotide messenger RNA. RefSeq lists its product as hypothetical. The transcript has a single exon. The coding region runs from base 97 to 1020 and encodes 307 amino acids. The record is from RefSeq and is a predicted model, not a curated record. Lineage: Eukaryota; Viridiplantae; Chlorophyta; Mamiellophyceae; Mamiellales; Mamiellaceae.
AAUUUUCAAUCGAGAAACUUCAUAAGAAACUCUAAUAAGAUCUAGUAAAACUCUAAGAGGGUCUGGUAUCAGAUCCCGUUCGCACCUUGGAACAACAUGCGCGCCACGUCACUCUGUUUUGCUCUCACCUUCGCCCUCCUCGGCACGAGCGCCCACGCGAACAGUUCCGACGAGAACAAGUACAUUUGUUUCGACCCGACCAAGUUCACUGCAAGCAAGCAGGUCAUUUUUAACGGGUUUACUCAAUCCUGUGAUCAGUGGAUCGACGCUGCCCAAGGUUCUGGCCAGGUAUUUCACGGCACCACCUUCGACUCGACUUUUGACGCCUCUGCGCAGACAACCACUGUCCAAAAUGGACUAAAAAUGUAUGCUGGGCCGUAUGGCGGGAAUGGGCUAGACUGCUGCAGCGAUGGCAAAUCAGCUGCUUUCAAGAACUACACGUAUUUCUGCCAAGAUCCAAACGAUUGGAUGCCGGACAAGACUUACUCAGGUACUGCAACCGGUGGCGCGACGAUGACAUGCACCGAGUUCGUUGAAAGUAGCAGCGACAUUAAGACUCAAGACUUCACCACAUCUUGGAGCUGCGAUGGAAAGUCUGCUGCGAUCCAAUUAAAUGUUCAGGACCAGGGCGCCUCCAUCAUGGGUUGCUGCGGCUCGACCAAAAAGUCCGCGUGCUCGAAUACCCGUGCUCAUGUGUGCGAGAAUCCAUCCACCUUUCUUCCAUCGCACACCUUCAAAAGCGACGACGGUAUGUUCGAUGGUACCUGCUACACGGCGGUAGGCACAACUAAUACAGAUGCCACCGGCGACUGUUAUGGCUCAGACUUCUCCAAGACGUGGAGCUGCGCCGCUAAAACACCCAGCUGUCAGCUGCGGCUGCUCGAAAUUGCGAGAAAAGGUUGCUGCGGCACAAGCGGCGAACCCGCAUCCGCGUGUCAUGGGCAUUAUUCCGGAGCGGCAUCCUCGCAGCACGUCGGAGUCAUCGCCCUCGUGGCGGCCGUCGCCGUUUUCUUGGCGUAAAAAAUCAAACACCGCGGCGAAGAAACGUCAUCGCGUACGAAUGCAAGUUUUCCUUUUUAAUGAGCGCGACGCAAAAUAAGGCUGGUUAGCCCCG